Molecule: messenger RNA, 642 nt
Organism: Chaetomium globosum CBS 148.51
Lineage: Eukaryota; Fungi; Ascomycota; Sordariomycetes; Sordariales; Chaetomiaceae
Exons: 3
Coding region: 1-642 (213 amino acids)
Source: RefSeq, a predicted model, not a curated record
AUGAAGGUCCUCCCUUCCUUGCUACUCAUGGCAGCCACUGCCGAUGCCCACUUCCGCCAGACCAAGAACUACCAGGGCAACUUUGGCGUGACCGACGUCAACUCCCAGGACAUCCGCUGCUUCCAGAUGAAGCCCGGAACGUCGACCGCCACCGUCAAGGCCGGCGAGAAGCUGGGGUUCGUCGCCAUGUCAUCCAUCACCCAUUUCGGCCCCGUCUCCUUUUACAUGGCCCGCGUGCCUGAGGGGGCCAACAUCAACACCUGGGAAGCGGCAGGAAACGUGUGGUUUAAGGUCGCCGAGAUCUCGGCCGUGGCGGGCGCCGGAGGUCUCACUUCAGGGGAAGCGACCUGGCCUGCGUACAACAAGCAAACCGUCGAGUUCACCGUCCCCAAAAGCGUCCCCAGCGGCAAGUACCUCGUCCGUGUGGAGAGCAUUGCGCUGCACCAAGCCCAAAACCCGGGCGGCGCCCAGAUCUAUCUCUCGUGUGCUCAGAUCGAGCUGACGAAUGGCGGAAAUGGCUCUCCGGGGCCGCUGGUUUCGUUCCCGGGUGCGUACGGCACGAAUGAUCCCGGCCUGCUGUGGUCAUAUUAUCCCGUGCGGACGAGCUACAAGGCUCCUGGGCCGAAUGUUUGGCAGGGCUGA